Mesoplodon densirostris (Blainville's beaked whale) is the source of this 975-nucleotide messenger RNA. RefSeq names its product leucine rich repeat containing 69 (gene LRRC69). Bases 1 to 975 code for a protein of 324 amino acids. Gene Ontology annotation, molecular function: protein binding. The transcript has 8 exons. The record is from RefSeq and is a predicted model, not a curated record. Lineage: Eukaryota; Metazoa; Chordata; Mammalia; Artiodactyla; Ziphiidae.
AUGGCUGAAAGGUUGUUAAUAAGAGCACUGAAGGGCGAUAAAAGCACUAAAAUUGUUACCUUAAAUGGAAAGAACAUGACAAAGAUGCCCUCAAUGUUAGAAAAACUGCCUGGCUUGAAGACUCUAGACCUUCAGAACAACCGAAUCCCCAAAAUGUGCCCAGAGAUAAGCACCUUGACCCAGUUGACAGCACUAAAUCUGGGAAACAACCUUUUGGAAGAAGUUCCAGAAGAGAUGAAAUACCUUACAUCCUUGAAGAAGCUCCAUUUAUUUGGAAAUAAGAUUCAUAGAUUUGCAUCUGGAGUAUGUGAUGGCUUACAAAAUUUGAUCCUGCUUAAUCUGAACAACAAUCAGUUUACAAGGAUUCCUCAAGAAAUCGGCAGAUUAAAUAGCCUUACAUAUCUGAGUAUAAAUCAUAACCAGCUAGUCAGCAUUCCUAGAGAACUUUGUUUCCUUGAGAAUCUUUCUGACCUUCAACUUAACUACAAUCAGCUCAUUUGCAUACCCAAAGAGAUUAAUUUCUUGAAGAAGCUCCAGAAAUUUCUUUUGGUCAGGAACAACAUUGAAUCUUUGCCAGAGGGACUUUGUGAUCUUUUCAACCUAAGAAUCCUAGACAUAGCUGGAAAUGUUAUUCAGAUGUUUCCACCAGGAUUUCAAGAGCUGAAGUUGAGGGAGUUCUACUGUGAGGGAAACCCACUGUUCCUGAAGCAGCCGGUUAAUGCUGUAAAACACGAGGACAUCUGGAGUCUACAGGAAAUAACAUCAAGAUUUAUAAUGAAUCAGCUAGCAGAAAAGAAUCCUUUAUUAAUGCAAGCCAUAGAAUGGUAUCCACAGAUCAGGAACAUAAUCUCUCAGGGAAGAAAAUGUGCAAUAUGUGAAAAGUCCUUUUUAACCACAUGGCUGGAAUGUGUUGAGUUUUUUCCUCCAUCAAAGAACUGGAAAAUAAGCAGAAAUCUACAGCUGGUACCACUUUGA